Knipowitschia caucasica is the source of this 1473-nucleotide messenger RNA. NCBI's taxonomy places the organism in Eukaryota, Metazoa, Chordata, Actinopteri, Gobiiformes, Gobiidae. The record is from the annotation of a GenBank genome assembly.
AUGACAGAAAUGGGAACACUCGACAAGAUCAGCAAACGUCAAACAAGGAGGGGCAUCUUCACACCAGUGGCUGAGAUAGAAGAGGUUCUGGAGGAUUCGCAGCUCAGGGUGGCGGACAUCUCUGAAGCCUGCGGUAUGAGGUCUGACCACGGCAGUGGAUUGUACUCCGAGGGACAACUGUACACCAAGGUGGCAGACGUCUCUGGAGCCAGCGACGAGGAGGUGUACCAUGGCAGUGGACUUGACUCUGAUGGACAACUAGACCAAAAGAUGGCAGACAACUCGGGAGCCAGUGAUGUGGAGUCGGACCACAGCAGCGAACUGGACUCUGAUGAACGACUGGACCACAACUCGGGAGACGGACAUGCAGAGGGUGUGGUGAGCAGACGGCCUUCACCAGAGGAGCUCCGAGGGGAUCACAUGAACGACGCUUUGGAGGAUGACAGCAGUAGCAGCAUUGAUAGAAGCUCUUCUCCAUCCUCUCCUGACCCUGCACCCCAGGCUCCCCCGGCCCCUCCCAUCACAGAUAGCCCAGCGCAGGGGGACUCUGACCCAAAGAACAGCGUCACAGAGGACAGCUCAGAUGAGGAGUGCCCAGGGGGAGACCCCAGCUCUACACAUGACAGAGAUGCCUUUCCGCAGCCGGACUCCCAGAGCGGCAAGAGGAGGAACGCCCAGUUGUACGAGUGCCUGACGUGUGGCCGCGUUCUGAGCAACAACGCCGGCCUCCGCAGACACAUGGUCAUCCACACGGGCAUGAGGCCGCACCAGUGCCCCGUGUGUGGGAGAGGCUUCACCCAGCGAGGCAACCUCAACACGCACAUGAAGGUGCACGGAGAGGAGAAAGUUAAGCUGGCUUUAGCUCAGAAGAAGCCCACUCCCACAGAGUCCCUGGUGCGAGCCCACGUGUGCUUAGAAUGCGGCAUGAACUUCCCCGACCUCAAGCAGCUACAAGAGCACAGGGCCACGCACCGAAAACCCUUCAUCUGCAAAGACUGCGGCAAGGGCUACAAGACGGAGAUGUGUUUCAUCAACCACAGACUCACCCUCCACACCGAGGGGCCCUGGUUCCCUUGCUCCCACUGUGGCAAGCCCUGGGCAACAAUGGACCUCCUGAAGAAGCACGAGCAGUGCCACUCCAAAGACAAGCGCUUCAUCUGUACACAGUGCGGGAAGGCCUUCUCCAGAUCGGUGUCGCUAACGGCCCACAAGAGGAGGACCCAUUUGGGGAUCAUCAAGCAGUUCCUCUGCACGGUCUGUGGGAAAAGUUUCAGCGAGUCGGAAGCUCUCAAAGUCCACUUGAGGAAGCACUCCGGGGAGACGCCGUACUCCUGCGACAUCUGUGGGAAGGCCUUCUACCGCAUCCAAAACUUCCGGAAGCACAUGCGCGUCCACAGCGGUGCUCCAAAAGCACCCCCCACACUACCACUGGGACGCCCCAAAGUACUGCAGCAUGACGGGCUGGAAGCAUGA